Mytilus trossulus (common blue mussel) is the source of this 6428-nucleotide messenger RNA. RefSeq lists its product as uncharacterized. NCBI's taxonomy places the organism in Eukaryota, Metazoa, Mollusca, Bivalvia, Mytilida, Mytilidae. The coding region runs from base 409 to 1389 and encodes 326 amino acids. The transcript has 11 exons. The record is from RefSeq and is a predicted model, not a curated record.
UAUAUGAUUUAUGCUUCUGUUUAAAGUUUACUUUUUGAUGUACAAUAAUUACUAUAAUCAUUGAAAUGUAAUUUCAUAUGUACCGUCCCGGGUCGAUCUAUUAAUGAUGUAUACUCUUUAUGUUCUAUUUAUUUAUUUUACACACGCAAAUCAUAAUAUUAAAGUGUGACCGAUAUUGAUAAUACAGUAACUAAUUUUCUUCCGGAAUAAAUAUGUAACUGGAAGCCACCGCUUUCGGAAAUUCAAAGUUUAAUAAUAACGUGUAGGAGUUGGACUGAGGAAAAUUUGUAUCAUAGGAUCCUAGGAUUCCCUAAUAUAUAUUUCAAAACUGUUACAUGUAUAAAACUUGGGGAUUCCCAAACAUUUUAUAAAUUGUUGUGGACGAAUUAACGUGCAAGGUAAAACAAAAUGACGUCUCCUUUUAAUGUCGUGGAUAUGUCAACAGAUGCAGAUGCAUCAGCUUCCGAACUUUUGGGGAUUUCAUCCACACAAGAUCAACAAACAAGAACUAGUUCGAAGCGUGUCAGGUGUCAUGGAAAGGGUAAACAGUGGCUGCCGUGUGUUGUUGUUGUGAUGCUUAUCGGUAUAGUAGCAAUGUUGGUAGCGGUAUUAUUGAAUUUGCCUGAAUCAGCUAACAUUCCUAAAGCAUCAAACAAUGGUUUGACAUCAGCUCAAAGUUCAAAUAUAACAGCUAAACAUAAAGAAGAUAAUUACUGCAUACACUAUACACGACCUGAAUUUUUGGAAAGCCUUCCCGAUGACAUCGACCUCCUGUGUGAACCUCAGCUAGUUAAAGAAGGAACGAAAAAAGACUGGUUUCCUUGUCCAAACACUCAGCUAUUCAUACCAGCAUAUUGCAUGUGUGAUACUAAAGCCCAGUGCAUUAACUCAUCAAAAGACCAAUAUCGAAAACAAAACUGCACUACAUGCAGAGAUGAAAUGCACUGCCCGUGCCAAAAUAAUGGAAAGUGUGAGAGAUGUCCUUCACGAGGGCAUCCAAACGAAAACAAGUGUUUAUGCCCGUAUGGUACGCAGGGGAAAUAUUGCACGAAAAUUGAUAAAAGAAAGUGUAAUCCGGCAUCUAAAUCAGACAUGUUUGUAACCUACGCUAGGUGUAAUAACAGUAACAACAACACUUGUUUGAUUGACUAUGGCAAGACUAUCUUCAAAUGUGAUUUGUCUGAAUUGCCAGAACAUCAACGAAACUGUUCAGAUAUUGAUGUUGAACAAGGACGGAACGCCUUCCAGGUAGCCAUAGAAAAUCAAGAAAAACAGAAGAAUUCCGUGGUGUUUCCCACAAAAGCAAUAUUAAUUGUUUGUAUUAUCCUUACUGUCGGUGUCCUCGUUAUUGUACUGGUAUACAUUUGGCGUAGAAGAAAUUCAAGUUAACAACCAGAAAGUGUAUGACGGUGACGAAUUUGUAUUUUAUAUGUAAUUUGCUAUUAAAAUACAGUCUACGCUUGACGAUUGAGAAGCUAAAAAUAACUCAUUCCAUGGCCAUUAGAUGGAAGAUCAAACUACCAAUUGUUUUGAGGAUGGCACAAUAAUCUCAUAUCAUUAUUAACAAAAUUAGUUCAAACCAUACUAAGAGUUUGAUUUGGAAAUGCCAGAGCAACAAGGAAAAUUAGCUAUAAUGUUAUAAGUGACGUUUGAUUUGCCUUUUGGUGAUCAUAAUGUAAUUACAUUUAAAGCUUUACAUGGAAUGUUCACGAAAUUCAUCUGGAUAAAAGAGCUAAUCAAGAGGUACAAUUUGUAAAAUUGUCAAUGGGAUGGCAAUUAUGAAAUAGUAUCAAAGAAAUUUUCCUGAAAUUUAAAAUUCAAAAUUGCCGUUUCCACGUGUACGAGAGGAUAUACACGAGAUUUUUCCAGUCAGGUAGUAAGAAAUAUUAACAUUGUAAUUGUUAUGAGAAAAAUUGUAUGACAUAUACUAUUUGUGUCUCAUUCACAGAUGGGGUGAGACAAACUGUUAAUAUCAUCCGUCCUUAUUGUGUCUGUUACAGAAGUGUUAUAACAACAAUGUGUUCAUUGCUCACAUUGGAAAAUAAUAUGUCUUCUAUAUGAAAUGCAUACACUAUGUUUUCAUGAACCGAUUUUAUUUUUUGGGGGCAUUACAUAUAACGGGACCUGAUCUUAUUUCUCUUAAACAAGAUGCAACACGUGUCGCGGUUUUCGUUUGAAUGAAAUAGCAUUAAGUCGUUAACAGGGUUUUAUUAAUUGUCAGGGUUCCCUAAAGCAUAAUAAGUUUUUUUUCUUAAUUUGUACAUAUCGAUAGCUUGUCAACAAUAAGUCCUGAAUAACGUUUAUCUGUUAACAAAUACAAAUCUGCAAAAUGGCUUCAUAUGACAUAUACGUGUCCCAAUUUAAGGCAGAUUGGAAUAAUUCACUUUAACAAGUUGAAAACGUGAAUGCAUAUUUCUACAGACAUAACUUAAUAUUAAUGGUUGCUUGUUUUUGACUGUAUCGAAAAUUCAAAUUCGGCUAAAUUAAGAGAAAAACGUAAAUUAAUUCAAUUCCUAAUAUUGUAAUAGAUAAAGAAUAAUGAAAUAAAUAUCUUAAUCAACUUAUAAAGAUAGUAGUUAAUCUUAUAAAAUGAUAUAUAAAAUGUUAAAUAAUAAAUAUAUCGAACUCCAAGGAAAAUUCAAAUCGGAAAGUCCGUUAACAAAGGCAAAAUAAAAAGCUAAAACAAAUCACACGAAUGUAACCACAUGAAUUGUGUUUCAUGCAAUUGUUUUUUACCUAUUACUGCUUGAAAAAUGUGAUAGAAAGCACUUUAAAUAAUUUUGUUUCUUAAGUUGUGUAUAGUUUUUCUUAUGUUUUAGUUGAUGUUAGUUAUUUUUAUUGUUAAACAGUGUCUUUAUUAGACAAUAGAUACAAAAAAAUAAAACACAUGUCUUACCAUCAACAUGAUUAAAAACACACUACUUCAAUGAAACGUGUAAACUGUGAGUAGGACUUAAGAAAUAGGAAAUGAUAAUCACUGUCUUUUUAAUUGUCCUCUUUGUUGGCUCAGCGAAUCUACAAAGGGUCAAUAACGAAACGUUGUUCGCCUUGUAAGUUAAUAUGUCACUAUAGUAUAACUAAAAACUCAGUUAAUAAUGUUAUUUUAAAUAAAAUGAUACACAAAUAUAUUUCUGCAGCUUGCAAGAAAAUAUCUCGUGACAUAAACAUAAAUUUGCAUUCGUCUGCUUAAAAAUCGAUUUGACCGAACUUAUACUUCACUGAAGAUUCAUUUCUGAUGAAGCAAAAUAUAAACUUUUUCUGUUUGCUUAUGGCAGUCAUUUUUUAAUAAUUCUGUUUUCCUUCAUUGUUUUGUUCAGAUGUAUAAAUUAUUUUAUUGAAAACGUUCCACAAAUUUACCUCGUCUUUCAUGCUACAUGGUUUUUUUUAAAUCAGACGCGUAUUGUGUUUAUAUCAACACCAACAACAAAUAUCUGAAAGAGGGUUUUAUUUGCCUUCACAAAGACUGUCUGUCCGUUAACCUUAUCAAAGGUAGAUUCCAAAAUUUUAUGGCAAUGUGUUGCAUUCUGAUUUCGAUCUUUUACCUGUACGUAAUCUAUUUUUUUUCAGAAAAUAUUUUUAUUUGAGUGUUUAUCGUUAAAUUUACACCAGCCAGCAAUGCCACAUUAAAACAUAAUUGCUGCUUUUCAUUCGUUUAACUACGGGUAAUUCAUUGAUAUUCCAAUUAUUGCAAGUGGACUUUUUACCUUUACAAUUUCAUAUAUUGCAGUGAAACAAAGAUCGGGUUGAUUUCCACCUCGAUCGUAAAAUUUUUCUCUCUAUUUGGGGUAUGGAUUUUUAAAAACAAUGAUUAUAUCAUAGCUCUUGAUGAAAGUUUAUUAUAAAUUGAGCGUAUAUCUUCCAGUUGAUACGUAUAUGCUGCUGGCAUGCUGUUACAUAGAAAAAGAAAGUUCUGAAAUCAUUACUUUUGUCCUAAAAUUUUGAUGUCAAUCGACAUUAAUUAUCAAUAUCUAGAUGUAAGUUCAUAUAUGAAAAUGCUAUACCCUUUAUUUCAAACAAGUUGGGGAGGGAGCCUUGGUGGCCAAGUGAUCUUAAUAAUGUUACUAUUGUAAUCACUAGUCAGUCAACACUGAGGUUGUGAGUUCGAACCCCGCUCGUACAGGUGCACUUGACUCCAAUCUUAAUUGACCAGGAUUGUCAGUUUUUUUUGGUCAAAGGUCUGUGAUUUUCUCCGGACACUCCUGUUUCCCCCACCAAUUGAAACUGGCCGCUAGAAAAUAGCGAUCAAUCAGUGAAGCAAUCAAACACGUUGGGAUAGAUGCGUAGUCACCAAACUUUGAAAAUUUUGUAAGAAGACAACAUCUUUAUAGCGAAAGUUAUUGUUAUGGAAAGUGGUACUUUCGUUUCAUUCAUACUUAGACGCUUUUAUAUGAAGCCCCCCUUUAUUUAAAAAGGAAUAGGAAAUAUUAAAAACAUAUACCAAAGUAUCGUUACAAAACAGUUGUUUGUUAAACUUAAAGACAAUAUUAAUCCGGUUUUCAUUGGAUUUAUUUCAAAUAACAAGGUAGCCCUUAUCAAUUUUCAAACCCAAGACCUCGACUUCUAAUCGACGCAAAUAUUUGCUUCUAGUAAAUAGUGUAUUUACAGGACAAUUACGUAACAAUAGUUAGUCUAUUCGUUUAUGACUUUUAAUUGACUGCAACAUUAUUAACAUUGAUAAAAAUUAUUGUCCGAAUAGUUUUAUUGCUUUACUCACAAAAAUCGUUUUUUUCUUUCUUUACAUUUAAUGUUCAACAAUAGAACUUCCUGUUAUGUAAUUCACGAUUAAACACGUUUUGUAUUGAAUUAAGCCAGCUGAUAUGGGCCUCUUUAUUUCUAAAUAAUUUAAUUUUGGAUGUAACGCGUCUUCUAAUUGACUGCCGUCGUUUUGUUUAUCAUAUCAUAGACACAAACGUUUUUUUUCAUGAUUUACGCUGGUUUAAAAUGGAAUUUAGAAUUAAAUUAUAAGUAUAGCUGCUAUAUUUUGUCAGUCUAUUCGAAAUAACAUUAAAAAAAUGUUGUGCACACUGUUAGAAAACCCACUACGCACGUUAUUAAGUGGGCACCACUUUUUUAUGGUAUUUCUUUAUAGACAGAAAAAAUAUUACAGUCAAUCCUUAUUUAAAAAAAUGCUUAUUCCUAAGCCGCCAUGCCAUAUUGUGUGUUUAAAUAAUUAAAUGACAUAAACAACAUAAAUGUGUUUACGUUAUUAACCAUAGAAACAAGUGAACACAAUCCUAACAUUCAUAUUAGUCGUUUUAUCUCCUAUUAUAAAGCGUGUCCAUUUAUAUUAUCAUCUAUAGCUUUACUUUCUUGUGCACUAUACAUUUCAAUCGAAUAAGUAUUUUAGUCUUAAUUUAUGUGUGCUGUUUUGUUGGAUUUCUUGAAAUAAAACAUACGUCUUGAAACUGGACCUGUAGAAGAAGCUCCUUUUUUAAAACAAUAGACCUUAGUUUUCAACACUACCACCCUCCCCAAAAACAAAAACAACGUAUAACGUAACCAUGACUAGAUUUGAUGUUUAUUCCAUUCCAUAAAUUGUUUUCCAAGUUAUUGAGAUUGAUAUAUAUUAUCAACUAUAUGUUUCGUAAACAAAUUAUAUAUAAUUCAUUUUUUAUCUCACUUAUCUAAAUCAUUUAAAGAAUAAUUACCAGGGGAAAACAUCUGAAUGCAGGUGCGGUUAGAAGAAAAUUGGACAAUAUCUUAAAGGUAAAUACUGUGCAUUUAUGGUAAAUAGCGAAAAAGGAUAAAAUGCAUGCAAGGAAUGUUGAUGUCAUAAAGUAUGAUAAAAGGUUGUAUAUGUAUUAUUUUUGCACUAACAAUCUAUGGUUUAUUCAGCAUUUUGCUCAAACUCUCAAUGUGAACAGAACUGGGACCAAUGCAGUUUUUGGAUGUUGAAUGUUUGUAUAAAAGCUUUUAAUAUUUUCCUUGCAUUGUGUUAUUUUGUUACUUUGAUAAAAAAAAAAUGUCACUGUUCAUUUUGUUUAAGUAAAUGUUGUUAUCAAAUGUAUUACCACUUAACAACCUCCUUAUCAAUGCAAGUAUAUAUGUUUAUUUAAGUGUGAAGGAUUUUUGAUUAAAAUGUUGGUUAACUUAAAAUCGAACAUAGUUUGUAGCUUGUGAACAAUCUUUGAUUAUGUGAUUAUGAUUGUAAACUAUAUACUAAUCAUAAAGGAAUACACGUUUGCUUGUAUAUAUGAUCUCCAUUUAUGUAACUUUUAAUUAUAUAAAACGGUUUGACAAUUAUCUUUUUAGAAUGUGCAAUAUCUGAUUGUGUAAAAUACGCUAUGUGAUUUACAAUUGUUAAUAGGGCUCAAGUUUAAUUGUAAAUAUUAAAAUAGAUAUUGUUUAUUGAAAUCGUUGUAAAUUCAUACGAUAUCUUUAUUGUAAUUAUUUGAUUUUUAAUAGAUGUAAGUAAAGAAUAAAACAUG